AUGUCAAAUAUAUGUCCGCGUUUGAUAGACUAUUUUGUACUGAUUGGCUCGCGAUUACCUGGGAACGCAUACUCAGUGCAGUCUCCCGAGAUUCUUUGUCGAUUUCCUCCCACAAACCACAAGGAUUUCCCUCUUCCUACAGAUGUGUCUUUCUUUUGUCAGCCAGAAGGAUGUAUUAAUACUUCCAGCAACACAUUCCCUAUAAAAUCUUUGGAUAAUAACCUUAGCGGUAUAAAAUCAAUGACAUUUUUAUUUUCGCUAACUGAUAAGGAUUCCAGUAAAACACGGUAUGGUAUAUGCACCAACUUCUUCAGACCAGUCAACCUUAGAAGUUUGAGUAAAACUACAUAUCCGAAUGGCAGGGAAGGCACACAUUUUGGCGACGUAUCUGGUAAUGGACCAGUUUCAUGUUCGAAUGAAAGUAUCCAGGAUAAAUCCUUACCAUCUGGAAAACUAAAAAAUACAAAUAAUGUCUAUAGCUUAACGUCAAUCUGUUUAAUCACUCAUUAUCCUUUUGCUACAACGUUUGCACGGCUUGUGCAAUGUGUACAUGUAAUUUUAAAGAAGCUACACAAACUGUCAAAACCCAGCUGUGUGGAAAGUCCAGAUAUAUGGGAUGUAUUGACAAGUAAUAUUACACUAUCAUGCUCUUAUCCUGUUGUGGAAAGCACACGUCAGUUCCAAUGUUGGAUUCUCCGGCUUCUCAGUGCACCAGCACCAAUUCCUGGCUGUACAUGUGUAUAUCUUUCAGUUCAACCGCAAACCUUAGGUUCACCUUUGUGUUUUGCUCUUCCUGAUCAAUCACGUCUUCCUUUGGUUGAUUUUCCUGUGAAUCUGCCUUUUGAAAUUAUGGGUAUCAGGAAAACUUUUCGUUUAAUUAUGUGUCUUCUAUUGGAACAGAAAGUGGUUUUACAAUCAUCUGAUUAUAACAAGUUAUCCUUAACAAUUUUAUCAUUGGUUGCAUUACUCUAUCCACUUCAAUAUAUGUUCCCAGUCAUUCCUCUUCUACCUGCAUGUAUGCCUGAUGCAGAACAGCUUUUGUUAGCGCCUACACCCUAUUUAAUCGGUGUUCCAACAGCAUUUUAUACUGCACGGAAAAUUUUUCGUAUGCCUAAAGAUGUUUGGUUAGCUGAUUUGGAUACUCGUGAAUUAUCUUAUCCUAUGGUGGUUGAUGAAAUACCAGAGUUACCUGAAAUAGAAAGUAACAUUCUUAUUCAUCAUUUAAAAAAAUUACUUCACGAAUUUUCAAGUUCACCUCAUAUUGAUUUGGAUUUAGAUGAUUCUUCGAAACAUUGGCCUGUUUCUGUAGCACGUACAACUGCAUUUGAGUUAUCGAAAUUUGAUCCUUUAUUGUAUACACUCACAAAAGAUUCUAUUGAUGUCGGUAUACGUGUAUCUAUGAUUCUCUUCUUCAAUACAAACAACAUUCUAGGUGGAUUUACUAAUCAUAUACGUACUUUACGAUUAUUUCCUCGGCCAGUCGUUGCAUUUCAGUAUGAAAGUUUUAUGAAGUCUCGUCCAAAGCCAUGUUUGUUUACUAGCAUGCUUGCAAAAACUCAGGCUGUUGAAUAUUUUGCUGAAUCUUCAAUUUGUGCACUGAAUGAAGCCUAUCAACGUAUCUGUUCAGGAGUUUAUUCCACAGAAUUGAUUGGUGAUAAGUUAUACUGGUAUAAAAAUCAAUUAAAACCAGUCUAUUUUGAUUGUUGUGACAAAUUAAUCGAGUAUGCCAAUGCUACAGCCACUAAUACACCCAUAUCAAACCAAUCAUCUCCCAGGCUUAAUCUAUCCUUAUCAAAUUCCAACCAGUUAAUGUUAUUUCAAGCUUUUGAAUUAGCAAAACGUAUCAUAAAUAGACGAUUUUCUGAUGAUAUAAGUACAGAGAUUGAUACAGAUAGCAUAAAUAAUGAUACGAAUAAUUUAUCGAAUGAUACUCAAACCAAUGAUUUUAUUGGUAUGUUUAAAACCUAUUCCGAUGACUCUGACUCAAAUCAUUCUUAUGAAACCGUUGUGUCAAACCAUACAAUAUCGAAAGAGAUGGAAGAUUGUAUUUCAGUUCAAGCAAAUAAACCAUUGCCUGAUUGUCUAACUGAAUUUUACACUCCACCAACAGAGUUAUCUAUCAUUGGAAAAUGCCGAAAGUACAUUGUCGAAUUUCUGGAGUCAAUCCACUCUGAUAACGUCCGAUCCAGGAAUAUUAACGAACAACUGAUAAAUACGAACACUAGAAUACAGUCUUUAGGAGUUCCUAAUUCAGAAAGUGGUACUCUAACUAGAUCGUCAUCAAUUUCAUCGAGACGUUCGACAAACGAUACUUUACAUCUUGUAUCUCGUUUAUCCUCCUCUAUUUUUGUGGGCAAUGGUAAUGAUUCGAAAAAAAGCUCUAGAGUUACAUCAAAUAAUUUUGGUGAUGAUAAUUUGAGUUGGGAUACAUCUGUUACUUUAUUAUUUGGUGAUUUGUUAAAAUCAAACCGUCUUCGAAGUUUGGCAUUCAAAGAUGUUCCUCUUUCUGCUUUACAAAUACAUAAAAAACGAUUGGAAAAUGAACGUACAAUCAUUGAUUUGUCAAAAUCCAUUAAACAAGGUCGAAUACCAAAUAUAUUUUCACGUAAUCAAAUUAACACAUUAUUACAAGAUGAGAAUUAUCGAAAUCUGUUAAUUGCUCGUAUAAAUGAUAAUCUCUCAAAAGAUGUCCUACCAAAUCAAUUGCAUAUUGAUGAUGUGCCUAUUCAACAGUGGGAUCAAUAUAAAGCAAUUUUAUGGACGCUUAAACAAAUGAUCAACGGUUUAGAAUAUAGUUUUCGACCGGAUAUUGUAUUCCCAACUACAAAUCAAUAUGAUCGCAUUACUAGAGAUAAAUCACCAUCGUCAAAUAUUCCAAAUCCAUUGAGUAACACUAGUUGGUUAUCCUAUUCUACUGGUAUUUUGAAAAGUGGUGGUUUGGCUUCAGCAUUUAUGCUUAUGGAAGUUGCACAUACGCAUUUCUAUCGGUUGCCUAAUCGAACAGGGCACAUAGAUAAUAAUCAUGAUGAAAAAUUCUUUUGGAAUAGCAUGCCAACUACACCCACAACGGAAUUGAGAUCACCUAUACCAGCAAGAAGAUUAGUUGGUAAUGAUAUUUCUUCAGUUCGAUAUCAAAAUAAUCAAUUAGAUUUAUCGGACUGUGAAUCAUACAGUAGAAAAGGUUCAAAACUAGAGUUAUUUCGUGGUCAUGGUCGUCAUCAAUUCACCAAUGUUAUUGUUACAAUGAGUGAACCAUCAUCGGAUAGAGAAGAUAAUGAACAAAUUCAAUCAAAACCUAUAUUUAAAUCAGAUAGUACUGAUAUUAUUAAACACAAUAUUCAACCAUUGAAUAAUGCAAACAACACUAUCAAUGUUGGUCAUACUGGAAGUUGCAUUACAGUGAAUCGACAUAAUGAAUGUGAAAAAUUCGAUAAAUUGUUUGCUUCCGAUGCUAAACUACAUGAAUCAAUGAGUAAAUUAAAACCACAUCGUGAUAAUGAGAAUGGCGUCAACGAUGAUGAUAUACCGCCAGAUUAUGUACCGGAAUUGCCUAAUCGUAAAAGUCAACGAAGUUUUGGCUACAGAUAUUACCAAUCACACUUAAUUUUAACGGAUCCAUCAAUCACAUCUAGUUCAUCUGAUGUUACAGACGAUCAGACCACAUGUACAAUAUUUACUUCUUCACCGAAUACAUGCACACCACCAGCAGUUUAUCGUCCUGACUUAAAAUUUCAUUUUAAUGAUACUGAAUCAGAAAAUGAAGAUAUAGAUAAUAAACAUCAACAACAAAUAGAGAUAGAACAACGAAGAAAACAAUCAGAAUGUCAUAUGUGUAAACUAACUUUGCUGAUACCAACUCCACCUCCACCAAAUUCAUCAUCAGUCAUGACAGUAUCUCCAUCUAAGAUGAAGAAAGUACCAUGGACUUACUUAUUUGAAGAUAUUUUCGAUACUGAAUGGCAUAAAAGUAAAAUAUUGGGUAAUCUACAAUUUUGGGAAGAUUCCUUUUUAGAUACAGUUGCACAGGAACGAGAUAUACUUGGUAUGGAUUUUCGACCAAAAGAACUUUUAUUAAAAUAUCAAAAUGCUUCUUUAUUGAAACGUAAACAAAUGGAAUUAGAAGAAGAUUGUUUAUUAGUUAAUAUAAUGCAUAAUAUGAUUGCAUUUAUGCUAAUGGCUAAUGUGGAUCGUAUAUCUAUACGUAAAAAAUUACAACGUUUAUUAGCUAAAAGUCAUACAGGUUUACAUUAUUCACGAAAAAUUAAUGAUUUAUUAAAUUCAUUGAAUUAUUUGAAUGGGAAUGAUAUCGAUUUAAAUGUGGCUCAAAGUCGUUUUAUUGUACAACGUUCACAUGAAGCCUAUCGUGGUUCAGAUGAGAGCGGUGAACUAAUAUUUCUUGAAGUUUGUUCUGAUUAUCUAUUAAUUCGUAAUUUAUCUGGACGUAUAUUAGAACGUUUAUGGUAUGAUCAAGUGAUCAAUUUAACGUAUAGAUCACAUACACAUAUAUUAUGCAUUACAAGACAAAUAUUUGAUCAUUCACAAAUGGAUUUAUUUUAUACUCGUAAAUCUCGUUUAGUUUAUCAACAGAUCAAAGAAUCAAUGAAAAAUAUAUCUGUAGAAGCUUCACAUGGAAUAUUAAAUGGUGAUUUGAACGAUGGAUUCGUUAUUAAAUUCGGUGAUGAGCAGAAAUUUAUCAAAUUGCAUAAUAUUAAACGUUGUUGUACAAUAAAAUCAGAAAUAUUUACGAUUGAUGUCUACGAUCAAGAGAAGAAAGCAAUGAUCACUUAUCGAUUUCAAACGGAUAUGACAACUCAUUUAUUUCAAAAUUUUGUAUCACUUUUCUCAAUGUCAUCAUCAUCAUCAUUUAAGUAA
This is a messenger RNA of Schistosoma mattheei, 4872 nucleotides long. NCBI's taxonomy places the organism in Eukaryota, Metazoa, Platyhelminthes, Trematoda, Strigeidida, Schistosomatidae. The record is from the annotation of a GenBank genome assembly.